This is a messenger RNA of Brassica rapa (field mustard), 853 nucleotides long. Its product is annotated as oxygen-evolving enhancer protein 3-2, chloroplastic. Gene Ontology annotation, cellular component: photosystem II; photosystem II oxygen evolving complex; extrinsic component of membrane. Gene Ontology annotation, molecular function: calcium ion binding. Lineage: Eukaryota; Viridiplantae; Streptophyta; Magnoliopsida; Brassicales; Brassicaceae. The record is from RefSeq and is a predicted model, not a curated record. Gene Ontology annotation, biological process: photosynthetic electron transport chain; photosynthesis.
CUAGAUAUUAUUAUAACUCAAACAAAUCUCUUCUAACAAUUAUUCCAAGCAGCAGACAAAAAUGGCUCAAGCAAUGACUUCGAUGGCUGGUUUACGCGGUGCGUCUCAGGCUCUCCAGACCAAUGACUCAAACCGUCUGAGCAUCUCUAGAGUCACCGUUGGGUCUAAGAGAACCGGGCUUGUGAUCAGGGCUCAGCAGAACGAGUCGGUGCCGGAAAGUAGUCGCCGGUCAGUGAUUGGGCUCGUUGCGGCUGGUUUAGUCGGUGGCUCGUUCGUUAAGUCUGCCGUCGCCGCUGAAGCUCUUGCUAUUAAAGUUGGUCCUCCACCACCUCCUUCCGGUGGUCUACCUGGAACAGAUAACUCAGACCAAGCAAGAGACUUCUCACUGAAGUUGAAAGACAGGUUUUACUUACAGCCAUUGUCACCAACAGAAGCUGCAGCUAGGGCCAAAGAAUCUGCUAAAGAGAUCAUCAACGUUAAGACUUUGAUCGACAAAAAAGCUUGGCCUUACGUUCAGAACGAUCUCCGUUUAAGAGCAUCGUACCUCCGUUACGAUCUUAACACCGUUAUCUCCGCUAAGCCUAAGGAAGAGAAACAAAGCCUCAAAGAACUCACCGGCAAGCUCUUCCAAACCAUUGACAACCUGGACUAUGCGGCGAGGUCAAAGAGCAGCCCGGAUGCUGAGAAGUAUUACUCAGAGACUGUCUCGAGUUUGAACAAUGUUCUUGCCAAGAUUGGUUAAGGAAGAAAGAUUUUCUCCGUAAUGUAUUGUUGUUUUUAUUACUAUCCAAGUACUAUUGUCUUUCUCCUGCUCUUUCUUUCUAAUCAAAUCGGUUACAUCUAAUUUCAGUUU